UUUCUCUCGGCUCUUCCUCUCCCUCGUCGUCGUCCUCCUCCCCUCCAGCCGCUGGGAUCCGCGGGUCGGACGAGCCGCCGCCUCCUUCUCUGCGUCCAUGUAUGAGGGGAAGAAGACGAAGAACAUGUUCCUGACCCGGGCCCUGGAGAAGAUUUUGGCCGACAAGGAAGUGAAGAAGGCGCAUCACUCCCAGCUGCGCAAAGCGUGCGAGGUGGCGUUAGAGGAAAUAAAAGCGGAAACUGAAAAGCAGAGUCCUCCUCAUGGAGAAGCAAAAGCUGGAUCAAGCACCCUUCCACCAGUGAAAUCAAAGACAAAUUUUAUUGAAGCAGACAAGUACUUCCUCCCCUUUGAAUUGGCAUGCCAGUCCAAAUGUCCCCGCAUAGUCAGUACGUCUCUAGAUUGUUUACAGAAACUUAUUGCUUAUGGGCACUUGACUGGCAAUGCUCCAGAUAGUACAACACCAGGCAAAAAAUUAAUUGAUAGAAUUAUUGAAACAAUUUGUGGCUGUUUCCAAGGUCCUCAAACAGAUGAAGGAGUUCAGUUACAAAUAAUAAAGGCUUUACUAACUGCAGUAACAUCUCAACACAUAGAAAUUCAUGAAGGAACUGUACUGCAAGCUGUGAGAACAUGUUACAAUAUAUAUCUAGCAAGCAAAAAUCUCAUCAAUCAGACAACAGCCAAAGCUACUCUCACUCAGAUGUUAAAUGUUAUCUUUGCACGCAUGGAAAACCAAGCAUUGCAGGAAGCCAAACAAAUGGAAAAAGAAAGGCAUCGACAGCACCACCAUCUGUUGCAGUCUCCAGUAAGCCAUCAUGAGCCUGAAUCACCUCAACUCAGAUACUUGCCACCUCAGACUGUUGACCACAUAUCCCAAGAACACGAAGGGGACCUUGAUCCCCAGACAAAUGAUGUGGACAAAAGCCUUCAGGAUGAUACAGAGCCCGAAAAUGGAUCUGAUAUUUCCAGUGCAGAAAAUGAGCAGACUGAAGCUGAUCAGGCAACUGCAGCUGAAACAUUGUCUAAAAAUGAUAUAUUAUAUGAUGGAGAAAACCAUGACUGUGAGGAAAAGCCACAAGACAUUGUACAGAGCAUUGUAGAAGAAAUGGUGAACAUUGUUGUUGGAGAUAUGGGAGAAAGGACUACCAUAAAUGUAAGUGCAGAUGGCAACAAUGGAACCAUAGAGGAUGGUAGCGACAGUGAAAAUAUUCAAGCAAACGGAAUUCCAGGAACACCGAUUUCUGUUGCUUAUACACCGUCCUUACCUGAUGACAGAUUGUCUGUCUCUUCCAAUGAUACUCAGGAAUCUGGAAACUCUUCAGGACCUUCACCUGGUGCUAAGUUUUCCCACAUUUUACAAAAGGAUGCCUUUCUAGUAUUCAGGUCAUUGUGUAAACUGUCAAUGAAACCACUAUCGGAUGGACCACCGGAUCCAAAGUCUCAUGAGUUACGAUCCAAGAUUCUUUCACUGCAGUUACUUCUAUCCAUUCUGCAGAAUGCAGGACCUAUUUUCAGGACAAAUGAGAUGUUUAUUAAUGCUAUAAAGCAGUAUCUGUGUGUUGCACUCUCAAAAAAUGGAGUUUCAUCUGUCCCAGAGGUUUUUGAGCUUUCUCUUUCCAUAUUUCUUACUUUGUUGUCAAACUUCAAGACACAUCUGAAGAUGCAGAUUGAGGUGUUCUUUAAAGAAAUUUUCCUAUAUAUUUUGGAGACCUCCACCAGCUCAUUUGACCACAAAUGGAUGGUUAUUCAGACAUUAACAAGGAUUUGUGCAGAUGCUCAGAGUGUAGUGGAUAUAUAUGUAAACUAUGAUUGUGACUUAAAUGCAGCAAACAUAUUUGAACGACUAGUAAAUGAUCUGUCAAAAAUUGCCCAAGGACGAGGCAGUCAAGAACUUGGUAUGAGUAAUGUUCAGGAACUGAGCCUAAGGAAAAAAGGCUUAGAAUGCUUAGUGUCAAUUUUGAAGUGCAUGGUUGAAUGGAGCAAGGAUCAGUAUGUGAAUCCCAACUCACAGACAACCCUUGGUCAGGAAAAACCCUUAGAGCAAGAGACGAGUGAAAUAAAACACCCAGAGACAAUAAACAGAUAUGGAAGUUUAAAUUCCCUGGAGUCAACGUCAUCAUCAGGAAUAGGCAGCUACAGCACACAGAUGUCUGGCACUGAUAAUCCGGAGCAGUUCGAAGUCCUCAAGCAACAAAAAGAAAUAAUAGAACAAGGGAUAGACUUAUUUACUAAGAAACCAAAGAGAGGAAUCCAGUAUCUUCAAGAACAAGGGAUGCUUGGCACCACCCCUGAAGACAUUGCCCAGUUCUUACACCAAGAGGAAAGAUUAGACUCAACUCAAGUGGGUGAAUUCCUGGGAGAUAAUGAUAAAUUUAACAAAGAAGUCAUGUAUGCUUAUGUGGACCAACAUGACUUUUCAGGAAAAGAUUUUGUUUCAGCCCUUCGUAUGUUUCUGGAGGGAUUCCGUCUUCCAGGGGAAGCUCAGAAAAUUGAUCGAUUAAUGGAAAAAUUUGCUGCAAGAUAUCUAGAAUGCAACCAAGGACAAACCCUUUUUGCUAGUGCGGAUACUGCUUAUGUUUUGGCUUAUUCAAUUAUCAUGCUGACCACAGAUCUUCACAGUCCACAGGUUAAAAAUAAAAUGACCAAGGAACAGUACAUUAAGAUGAAUAGAGGCAUCAAUGACAGUAAAGAUCUCCCUGAAGAGUAUCUGUCAGCCAUCUAUAAUGAAAUAGCUGGAAAAAAGAUAUCAAUGAAAGAAACGAAGGAGCUGACAAUCCCUGCAAAGUCAAGUAAACAGAACGUAGCCAGUGAAAAACAAAGAAGACUCCUGUAUAACUUAGAGAUGGAACAGAUGGCCAAGACCGCUAAAGCUCUCAUGGAGGCUGUGAGCCACGUUCAGGCACCUUUUACGAGUGCAACACAUUUGGAGCAUGUGAGACCCAUGUUUAAGCUGGCUUGGACCCCUUUUCUGGCUGCAUUCAGUGUGGGUCUACAAGACUGUGAUGAUACUGAAGUAGCCUCUCUUUGCCUGGAAGGUAUAAGAUGUGCAAUCAGAAUUGCGUGCAUUUUCAGCAUUCAGCUGGAAAGAGAUGCAUACGUCCAGGCACUGGCAAGAUUUACCUUACUCACAGUGAGUUCUGGGAUUACUGAAAUGAAGCAGAAGAACAUUGACACAAUCAAAACGCUUAUCACAGUGGCUCAUACAGAUGGAAAUUACUUAGGAAAUUCAUGGCAUGAGAUUCUGAAGUGCAUCAGUCAGCUGGAGCUUGCUCAACUUAUAGGAACUGGAGUGAAGCCUCGGUACAUUUCUGGAACAGUACGAGGCAGAGAAGGAUCACUUACUGGAGCGAAAGAUCAGGCUCCUGAUGAAUUUGUGGGGCUAGGGCUAGUUGGAGGAAAUGUGGACUGGAAGCAGAUAGCAAGUAUUCAGGAAUCCAUUGGAGAAACCAGUUCUCAAAGUGUUGUUGUUGCUGUAGAUAGAAUAUUUACAGGGUCCACAAGGCUAGAUGGAAAUGCCAUUGUGGAUUUUGUCCGUUGGCUCUGUGCUGUGUCUAUGGAUGAAUUACUUUCUACUACGCAUCCAAGAAUGUUUAGUCUGCAAAAAAUAGUAGAAAUAUCAUAUUACAACAUGGGAAGAAUAAGAUUGCAAUGGUCUCGAAUUUGGGAAGUUAUUGGAGAUCAUUUUAAUAAGGUUGGCUGUAAUCCUAAUGAAGAUGUAGCUAUUUUUGCAGUAGACUCCCUGAGGCAGCUGUCAAUGAAGUUCUUAGAGAAAGGGGAGCUUGCUAAUUUCAGAUUCCAGAAGGAUUUCUUAAGACCUUUUGAACAUAUAAUGAAACGGAACAGGUCUCCAACGAUUCGCGAUAUGGUUGUACGGUGUAUAGCACAGAUGGUUAACUCUCAAGCUGCUAACAUUCGGUCCGGAUGGAAGAACAUCUUCUCUGUAUUUCAUCUUGCUGCAUCAGAUCAAGAUGAAAGCAUAGUUGAGCUUGCAUUUCAGACAACGGGACAUAUUGUCACCCUUGUGUUUGAAAAACACUUUCCAGCGACCAUUGAUUCUUUCCAGGAUGCAGUGAAAUGUUUGUCUGAAUUUGCGUGCAAUGCAGCUUUCCCAGAUACAAGUAUGGAAGCAAUCCGACUUAUUCGCCAUUGUGCAAAAUACGUGUCUGAUAGACCUCAGGCUUUCAAGGAGUACACAAGUGACGACAUGAAUGUGGCACCUGAAGACAGAGUGUGGGUGAGAGGCUGGUUCCCAAUUCUCUUCGAGUUAUCAUGUAUCAUCAAUAGAUGCAAAUUAGAUGUAAGAACCAGGGGUUUAACAGUAAUGUUUGAAAUAAUGAAAACUUACGGCCACACAUAUGAAAAACACUGGUGGCAGGAUUUAUUUAGAAUUGUUUUCAGAAUCUUUGACAACAUGAAAUUGCCAGAACAGCAGACAGAGAAAGCCGAGUGGAUGACGACAACAUGUAAUCAUGCGCUCUAUGCGAUCUGUGAUGUGUUCACCCAGUAUUUAGAAGUGCUCAGUGAUGUCCUUUUGGAUGACAUUUUUGCCCAGCUCUACUGGUGUGUGCAGCAAGACAAUGAGCAGUUGGCACGAUCUGGUACAAACUGCUUAGAGAAUGUUGUUAUUCUGAAUGGUGAAAAAUUUACACUAGAAAUCUGGGAUAAAACCUGCAACUGCACACUGGACAUCUUCAAAACCACAAUCCCACAUGCGCUCUUGACCUGGCGUCCCAUUUCUGGAGAAACUGCUCCCCCCACCCCAUCUCCUGUGAGUGAAAACCAGUUGGAUACAAUAUCACAGAAAUCUGUAGAUAUUCAUGAUUCUAUUCAACCAAGAUCGGCAGAUAAUAGACAGCAAGCUCCGUUGGCUUCUGUCUCUACUGUGAAUGAAGAAAUCAGCAAAAUUAAACCCACAGCAAAAUUUCCAGAACAAAAAUUGUUUGCCGCCCUGUUGAUUAAAUGUGUUGUGCAGCUGGAACUCAUCCAGACUAUCGACAACAUCGUGUUCUUCCCCGCCACAAGUAGGAAGGAGGACGCGGAAAACUUAGCCGCGGCGCAGAGAGACGCUGUGGACUUUGAUGUUCGAGUGGACACUCAAGACCAAGGAAUGUAUCGCUUUUUAACAUCACAACAACUCUUCAAGCUACUGGACUGCUUGUUAGAGUCACACAGAUUUGCAAAAGCUUUCAACUCCAACAACGAACAGAGGACAGCUCUGUGGAAGGCGGGCUUCAAGGGCAAAUCCAAGCCCAACCUUCUGAAGCAGGAGACGAGCAGUCUGGCCUGCGGGCUGCGCAUUCUCUUCCGGAUGUACACAGAUGAGAGCCGGGCCAGCGCCUGGGAGGAGGUCCAGCAGAGGCUCUUAAAUGUCUGCAGCGAAGCGCUCAGUUACUUUCUUACUCUAACGUCGGAAAGUCAUCGGGAAGCCUGGACUAACUUACUGCUCUUAUUUCUGACUAAAGUCCUGAAGAUCAGCGAUAAUAGGGACCCCGGAGCUGAGGUUUCCUACAUGAAAAAUGGUUUCUCUGGAUUGCUGUGUCUAAAGGUUACUUCUAAGAAGCUUAGAAUUUCAGUUCGAACCUGCAGUGCUCCCGUCCAUCCCUUUUGUAACCUGGUGGAUUCUGUUUGUCGUGUUGGGCUCACAAGCAAAAAACCUGUUCCCACAGUGUCAGCUUGUAUGCUCACAUGUCCUUCCCUGUUCUCAGUGGCAGGGAGAGCCCUACAUAUUUCUGGCAGGUAUGGAAGUGAAACUUACCCAAAGAACUCUAGAUGUAAAGAUUUGAACUUCUGCAAGAAGUACAACUCAGGAGAGCUGUAUUUUGAAGGAUAAAAUGUUUAUAAUUGGGGGUUGGGGGGAGAAGAAGAAAUUAUUGUUCAUGGUAAAAGUUAUUUAGCAACUAUGGUAUUCUUAUUCUGAAGAUUUUUGCACACUCAGGCUAUCUGAGAUACUGGUAAUGAUCCUUCUGUGAAAAAUGUACAGAGAUGCAGGUCUGUAAUAUAAAAAUCUUAAGACAUUAUAGAGUUCUUCCUGCACUGUUUUAUUUCUUUAUUUUCUUAUUCAUUUGCUAAAUACCUAUAAUAUUUUGUCAAAUGCACUAAACAUUUGGGUUGAACUUCUUGUCUUUUUUAUUUCGUGGGGAUUUGGUUUUACCCUUUUUACAGGGUGGUUAUUUUGAGGGUUUAACAUGCCCAGAAGCUGUUGUGGCUGACACUUGUCAUGAUCAACACCAACAAAGGUGGAACAUACCCCUGCUGAUGUACCUACCUGUAAUACACUUCUCUUAGGGCUUUGAAAGAUGAGCCAUUAAAAUAGAAUGAUCCUUCGUGGACCGAAACUUGAAUCACUGCAGAAUGAAUCUCGGUUGCUGUCACUUCCUUUUCUUUUCUUUUGGGUGGUGGGGCUUGAUGUAGAUUUCACUCUAUGUACAGAAUUUAAUGUUGAAUAUAUUAAAAUAACAAAUCUGGCAUGGUUUGGGGAGGUUAGAUUUACUGGAAACGUAUUCAUACUGUGAAUUGUGCUCUGAUGGUUAAAAAAACAAGAUUGUCAAGCAUUCCGUAUUAACAGUGGAUGUAGAAAAUUUUUUCAGAUGGAUAAAAUGUAUAUGGUACAGAUGUAAAGUUUUCUAUGUAAAAAAUUCUGUACAACUUUCUGUACAAUAUUGAUUCUCAUCUGGCAUAUUCUAAUCAGG
Budorcas taxicolor (takin) is the source of this 6686-nucleotide messenger RNA. RefSeq names its product ADP ribosylation factor guanine nucleotide exchange factor 1 (gene ARFGEF1). Lineage: Eukaryota; Metazoa; Chordata; Mammalia; Artiodactyla; Bovidae. The transcript is spliced from 39 exons. The record is from RefSeq and is a predicted model, not a curated record. Gene Ontology annotation, biological process: regulation of ARF protein signal transduction. Gene Ontology annotation, molecular function: guanyl-nucleotide exchange factor activity. The coding region runs from base 98 to 5827 and encodes 1909 amino acids.